UAUAUCCGCACCUUCACUCGCAUGUGCCUUUUUGUGGGCGACGCAGUGAACACCGAUGCCAAGAAGGCCCGCAUCUUUCUCAAGGGGCUCAACCAGAGGAUCUGUGAACUCGUGGGGAGUCACGGACUGAUGUCCUAUGCUGACACCGUGAGUCGAGCUCAGGAGGUCGAGAGCUGUCUCAUUCCAUUGGCUCCAGUUCCUUCUUUCUAUCAUGCCUCUCAGCCAUCCCAGGCCAUUAUCCAGCAUGCUCAGCCCCUCUCGUCUGUGCAGCCCAGCUCUAGUUCGGGCAAGAGGAAAUCUGAUUAUCAGAACAAGAAGAAGGACAAGAAGGGAAAUUUUGGCAGACGCGACGACCGACCCACCCAGGGUCAACUGCCGAGGUGCCCUAAGUGUGGCAGGUUCCACGCCGGAGAGUGCCUAGCUGACCAGCGAGCUUGUUACAAUUGCAACCUUCCGGGCCAUUAUGCCAGUGUCUGUCCUGAGCCCAAGAGGCAGCAGCAGCAGCUUCCCCCACUGCCACCUCAUCAGCAGCGUCAGCAGCCCCCACCGUUCCAGCAGAGGGCUGGGGGUCAGGCCCGAGUCUAUACCAUCACCCAUGAUGAGGCCGCUCGCAACACAGGUACCAUGUCCGGAAUGCUUUCGAUAUCUCAUGUGCCUGUUUUUGCUUUAUGUGAUACCGGUGCUACCCAUUCUUUUAUUUCUUCUCGUUGCUUGGAGGCUUUAUCUUUUGGCACCGUGCUUGCUUGUGAUCCUCUCGAGGUUAGUUUAGCCUCGGGAAAAAUUAUUAUCUCUGAUUAUGUGGUUCGCAAUCUCCCUAUCUGCAUUGGUGGUCAAGUUCUAGAGGCCGAUGCCUAUGUAAUUGAUAUGCGAGACUUUGACGUGAUCUUGGGCAUGGACUGGCUCACCCGUUACCCCGAGCCGAUAUCCGGUGCCAGGAACGCGAA
Messenger RNA from Striga hermonthica, 944 nucleotides. The record is from the annotation of a GenBank genome assembly. Lineage: Eukaryota; Viridiplantae; Streptophyta; Magnoliopsida; Lamiales; Orobanchaceae.